This is a messenger RNA of Cydia pomonella (codling moth), 3291 nucleotides long. RefSeq lists its product as uncharacterized. NCBI's taxonomy places the organism in Eukaryota, Metazoa, Arthropoda, Insecta, Lepidoptera, Tortricidae. The transcript has a single exon. Bases 868 to 2640 code for a protein of 590 amino acids. The record is from RefSeq and is a predicted model, not a curated record.
UCAGCACACCGCUAGUAAGGCCCUCUUGAUUGUUUAAUAACUAAUGAGAAAGUUGCGUUUUAUCCACAAGAGUGGCAAAGAUGCUAAUUUUGAGUUGAUUCCUUAAGUUGGCUAGUAGAAUUGUAGGUAUUUAAAUGAUAAUUAUGAAUGAUAAAUAUUCAAUAAUGUUCCCUACUUGGAUUUGAUUUUGUUCGAUUUUUUUACAGUUAGUAUUUUCCUUGGGUUGGUGUGGUGAACAUUUUAUAUUUCACUCGGUAGCAAAAUUUGUUUAACCCUCGUGCCUUGAAACUCUCGCAACGCUCAAGUUUCCACUUUUCAAACCACUACGUCGUUACGCUCGUGGUUCAAUUUUGGAAUCUUUCGCUUUUCACAGGUACAACUUUGCCCCUUGUAAAACAAAUAACUAUUUCACAUAAGUAUUAUAUACCAGCAGUGUUAUGGCUUCUCUACACGAUGGCCCAGCGCAGGCCAGUCCAAGGGACGCAUUUAUACUUAAGUUCUUAAGUAUUUAUAGUUAAGUUAUUUAUAUUUAAGUGAUAUUGCUCCUACAAUCUAUCUAUCUCUAUCGCUAUCUCAUUCCACCGCAUAUCUGCGUCCCUUAGACUGGCUUACACUGGGCCAUCGUGUAGAGGAGCCCUUACCGCAUUUAUUCAUUCGGUUCUAGCACAGGUUCUACCUAGUUCCAAACGCGCAAACUUUUUUCAUUAUCGCAUGGCACCGACCGAAAUGUUUGCUAAUUGAAACAUUAAUAUUUAUAAACUUCCAAAACGUUGAAAACUAGUGAUCGCAGCAUACAUAUAAGUUACUACGUACUUGUAUCAUAGUAAGAUAGCGCGUCAACCAAGGAGUUGACAUUUCUUCGUACAUAUGAGUUAUUCCUAUUUAAUUAUAAUUUGUUAUUUUAUUAGUGAUCAAGCCUUCUACAACUCUAGUAAUUGUGAGUCAAGUUAUGACGUAUUUAUUAUUAAAACGGAAGGAUGCAAUAUUACCAACAUUUCCGAGGAACGUGAGAUAAUAAAAGCGAUGAGUGGUCCACCUGAAAUUGAAAACUGUGAUAAAGAAAACCAGUUAUUGGAUUCUAAUGCAACACAUAUUUGGAUCUUAAAAGAUAUGUUUACAAACUUCAAUAUCAGUGAUGAAAACUCGUUAUCCUGUUGCUACAUGAACUUUUCAGCAUACAAUAAUAUAAAGAAUAUAUUAUACAGUACCUGCAAACAGUUUCUCACAGUAAUAAAAGCAGAACACGAAUUCGUGCGUGUAGAUUGUUCCUAUAAAGAUUCAACAAUUUACAGUGAUUACUUUGUUUUCAUUAUUGGUGAAGCUAGGCCAAAGAGGCCAAUACUUGAAUCUGCCUACAAUGUUAUCAUCCUUGGUUUGGAAAGCUUGUCUAGAUUAAACUUCGAACGAACUAUGCCAAAAACGGCAAAAUUCCUUAAAGAUAGAGGUGCGGUUCAGCUUAAAGGCUAUAACAAAGUUGGAUAUAACUCGUUCCCCAAUUUAUUUCCGUUAUUGACAGGCAGAUCUUUUAAUUCAUGUGAAACUUUACAGUGCAGUUUCAUUUGGGAGUUAUAUAGAAAUGCUGGGUACUACACGGCUUUGGGUUCCGACAGCGUGGUGGGCGCGAUGGGCUCUUACGAGUACAGUUGGCCGACAAUACCCACUGAUUACUACUUACAGCCCUUUAUGGCGGAAGCGAACAACAUCAUCUCACAUCACGUCAAUGUGUAUGAUCGUCGCUGUUUAAAAAAUAAAGCAUUUUAUAAAAUAGUUUUAAAUUAUAUCAAAGGACUAUUGCAGUAUCUGAGUCAUAAUAAAGACAAACUUUUUGGUUUCUUUUGGGAAGAGUCUGUAAGUCAUAAUAUUUUAAAGAAACCGCAAAUAAUGGACGAAGGUUAUUUAAAUUUUUUUACUGAGCUAGAAAGCAAUCAAUUAUUAGAUGAUACAAUUUUAAUAGUAUUGGGCGACCAUGGUAUGAGAUGGGGGCGCUUUGCUAAAACACAACAGGGCCGUCUGGAGGGUAACCUGCCAUUAUUUUCUAUUCUUGUACCUACGUCUUUUAGAGAAACGUAUAAAGAUGCAUACACAAAUUUUCAAGUUAACAGUAACCGGCUGACGACGCCUUAUGACGCUUAUCGUACUAUAGUGGAUCUUGUAAACCCAAAACUAUUGAAAAAUCACCAUUUAAAAAUAAGUUUGAAAGAAAACAAAUCUAAUGGUAUUUAUCACAGUUUGUUUCUACCAGUAUCCGCUAAUCGGUCAUGCAUGUCAAUCGGCAUUGAUAAAGCUUGGUGCGCCUGCGACUUAAGCACUGCAGAGCCCAUACAGAAACGGGAAAUCGUAAUAGCUGCCACCGUUAUUUUGAAUAGAAUUAAUAAAAUGUUAGCCGACUUUCCUAAAUGCCAAACGCUAACAUUAAGGAACAUAGUUGGUAAUGCUAACAUGAAAGCGGUUUCGAUCAGAGAGCGGACUUACAAAGUAAUUUUGGAGGCAACACCCGGCGGUGGAAUAUUUCAAGGGAUGGCGGGGCGCCAGCGAAGCCAAUGGGUCGCCUUUGGUCCCAUCAUGCGACUCAACAAAUAUGCUAAAGAAACCAGCUGCAUGGAAAGUGGUCUUAUUAAGUUGUAUUGUGUUUGUAAUUGACUUUUAUAUUUAAGGUACAUGAAAUUGAUUGGCAAAUGACAAUAUAUCAGAAAUCGCAUGCCAAAUCGGUGAGGUCUUGUAUCAUGUUCGUCGACGGGUAGGAGCUGAAGGGGGCAGGUGCCCAGGGAACUCUAAUUUUUAUUGAUUCCCCAUACAAACUUCCUUAUUUGAGAGACGACUAUUGGGACCGUGCGAAGUGCGUGGUGGGGGUAAGUAAAGCGAUCCCAGCGCAUAAGGUGGUAAAAAUUUGAACUAACUGCGGAUAGCGUCUUUAACUUUUCGUACGAUUAUAUGGCUCGAAAUGAAACUUUGAUUUACGAUUACUCCUGAAAUAUUCAUUUAAAUUGUAUGGUGUAAUGAACAAUUGUAAUCUGUAUGAAAUGCUUAAUAUAACUAACGUAUUUAUUUUGAUAAUUGUUAAUAAUGUAUCCAUGUGAAUAGCUUUGCAAAUGCCACAUUACGUGAUCUUUUUCUAGAAGUUAAGAAUGGAUAUAGUAAGUUAUCCUUAAAAGAUAGACAUUUCACAUCGUGGACUUUUUUGUAGACCUAUGAAUGAGAAACAACCCCACCAUACAUUGUGUUGUUAUAGCUCAAACGGAUUAGGCAGCGUUUUUGAUUAAAGCUCUUAGCCAGCGUGAUUUUUUCCGAUAA